Striga asiatica is the source of this 303-nucleotide messenger RNA. The record is from the annotation of a GenBank genome assembly. Lineage: Eukaryota; Viridiplantae; Streptophyta; Magnoliopsida; Lamiales; Orobanchaceae.
AUGUUUCGGAACCAUAUUCCGAGGUAUCGUCUGCUCGGGUUUCGGAGGGAGAAAAACCCGAGCUCGAAGGUCCCUCCCGACGAGACUAACGUUUCGCCAUCUCUGAUGCUAUCGGAGGUGUUCAGAGUGUCGUUCGUGGCGGGAAUUGUUGGGAUUAAGUAUUGUGAAAAAUAUGCGAAACCUGAGGAUGCAGGGGUUGCAGCAGAUGAAAAAUCAAGUGACGAGGAACUAACUGAGGAUGAAGUUGCUUCAACUGACGAUGAAAUUAUUUUUGCAAACAAUUUGUUGGGAGAAACAAUUUAA